AUGUCGAAUAAACUUCUUUUAUGCCUUCAGUUAUUCCUGUACGCUAGCACUUGCCUAGCCGAAGCAUCGAUUCUCUUCCAAGACGCAGCUGCGGUCAUUUCCUUCAACAGAACCAGUGAAACUUUACGAGUGAUCUACAAUGCCUCAGUGCUUGUCACAGGAAAAACCAUUGCAGCAAUCGACACUCAUCGACAUGCGUGGCAGACGGCCUUUAAAACAUUGGGUUCGAACACUAGUCUGGCGGAAUACUUUGUGCGAUAUGGCGAGUUCUCACCGGCCAAGAAGAUCUUCACUCCAGAGGACGUGUAUAUAGGUCAGUUAACUGGGCUGUACGAGUCUCUUAACAGCGGAGUAACUUCCAUCCUGGACCAUGCGCAUCAUACUUGGUCUAGUGAGACCGCACUGGCUGGCCUUCAAGCCUCGGUGGACAGCGGAGCCAGGACCUGGUGGUGCUAUGCCUUUCAUAACCUCAGCGACGCGACCUGGGUUUCCAAUUAUACCCGGGAGGACCAAAUGGCAGAUUUCCUCCAUAUUGCAAAGGAUGGCCCAUGGCGAAAGAGCGACACUGUUUCUCUAAGAAUUGCUUAUGAUAACUUCGCUAUGGAAGAUGUUGCCGAGAUUGAGCAGAUUAUCUCCUUGGCUUUGUCACAAAACGUUUCUGCAUUCACAAUGCACUACCUUGGCGGUCCUUGGAGUUACGCAAACAGCCCUCAACUGGUCGAUCAAUACAACUUCCUCAACACACCUAUUCCAAUUGUCUUUUCCCACGCCUCUUACCUGACAGUGAAGGACGCCGAACUGCUUCGUUCAGCAAACCAAUAUAUCUCCAUCACUGGGGAAUCAGAGCGACACUAUGGACACGGACACCCACGCAGCCAGUACAUUAUGGACCAAAGCUCCCUAGGAAUCGACACCCACUUCACCUACAGCGCCGAUAUCGUCGGCCAAGCGCGCAUGUGGCUGCAGGAGGUGAGGCUUCGCCUGUACGCCCAGGUCCUUGACCAUUGGGACAUUCCUCCCAAUAACCCCAUGUCUGUCGAACAAGCCUUUUUAUUGGCAACGCGUGCGGGCGGGCUUGCCCUACGCCGCCCAGACAUUGGUGUACUGGUCAAAGGCGCAAAGGCUGAUCUCGUCGUCUUUGACGGUACCUCACCGAAUAUGCUGGGUUGGGAUGACCCGGUGACAGCGGUGAUUCUGCACUCUAACCCCGGAGAUGUUGAGCACGUCCUUGUAAUUGGGGAGCUUCGGAAACGGGACUUCAAACUCGUCGUCCCUGGUAACCUCGCUCUAAUCCAGCAGAGAUUUCUUGCCUCUGCUAGGCGCAUCAAAGAGGUAUGGAAGCAAAUGCCGCCUCCUGUAUUGGAGGGCUCGUUUCCGUACACACCAGGUGUUAAUUACUCCGAAGCUGUGACCGCCGAUGUGGUGCGUGGGUGGGAAAAUGGGUAUCUGUCAUCUUGA
Molecule: messenger RNA, 1458 nt
Organism: Aspergillus fischeri NRRL 181
Lineage: Eukaryota; Fungi; Ascomycota; Eurotiomycetes; Eurotiales; Aspergillaceae
Product: putative chlorohydrolase family protein
Exons: 3
Coding region: 1-1458 (485 amino acids)
Cellular component (GO): cytosol
Molecular function (GO): deaminase activity
Source: RefSeq, a predicted model, not a curated record